AAACAAAGGGAGCCUCCAAAAAUGACCCAUAUGAGAUAAGAGAUUAUAAAGACCUCUUAUUUUCAACCAAUUACAGAAUUAUGACCAAAAGAUGGAACCUGUUAAAUUCAUCUGGGUCAGUGACAGAAAUUAAGUCCAGUUAUGGACCCAAUGACUUUGACCUGAAAUGUUCAUAAAAGUCUCUGAGAGAUAGGUUUUGUUUCAGGGAAAAACAAGAGAGAGAGAGAGAGGCAUAGUGAAAAUUUUGUGAAAGAGCAAAAAUGGAAGCAGAAGGAACAAAGAGCAGCAGCAGCAGUCUUGGAAGCUCACUGCUGGUGCCUUGUGUACAGGAAUUGGUUAAGGAGCCUAUGGCUACUGUCCCACCAAGAUAUAUACGCCCUGAUCAAGACUAUUCCAUCGCUGCCCCUGGUGACGAUGGGGAGGUUCCAGUUAUUGAUAUGCAGAGAUUAUAUGAUCCAGAUUCCAUAGAUUCUGAAUUGGCUAAGCUCCACUUGGCUUGCAAAGAUUGGGGUUUCUUCCAGCUAGUAAACCAUGGAAUAAGUUCUUCAUUGUUGGAGAAAAUGAAGAUGGAAGUUCAAGAUUUCUUCAACCUCCCAAUGGCAGAAAAGAAAAAAUUUUGGCAGUAUCCUGGAGAAGUGGAGGGAUUUGGACAAAGCUUUGUUGUAUCAGAGGAGCAAAAGCUUGACUGGGGUGAUCUUUUCUUCAUGGUCACUCAGCCAGCUCAUUUAAGGAAGCCGCACUUAUUUCCAAAGCUCCCUCUUCCUUUCAGAGACACCUUGGAAAGUUACUCAUCAGAAGUAAAAAAUUUGGCAGUUGCUAUCCUUGAGCAGAUGGCAAAAGUUUUAAAUCUUAAACCCGAGGAAAUGAGAGACCAGUUCACUGAAGGCAUAAGGCAAACAAUGAGGAUGAACUAUUAUCCACCAUGUCCUCAACCAGAGAAGGUCAUUGGCCUUACGCCUCAUUCGGAUGGCACCGGUCUCACCAUUCUCUUACAGGUUAAUGAUGUUGAAGGUCUACAGAUUAAGAAAGAUGGGAAGUGGGUUCCUGUCAAGCCCCUCCCAAAUGCCUUUGUUAUCAACAUUGGCGACAUUUUAGAGAUCAUAACCAAUGGCAUAUAUCGCAGCAUCUUGCAUCGUGCAACAGUGAACUCUCAACAGAAAAGACUCUCAAUUGCAUCAUUCCAUUCGCCAAGAUAUGAUGGUGAAAUAUUUCCAGCACCCAGUUUGAUUACUGCGCAAACACCAUCAAGGUUUAGAAGGGUGACAGUUCAGGAGUUCUUCAAGGGCUUAUUUUCUCGUGAACUUCGUGCGAAAUCUUAUCUUGAUACUUUGAGAAUAGAGCACCAUGAAGCCUAAAUUUAGAUUGCAAGAAGCAAAGUACUCUGGAAGUUGACAAUAAGGAUCAUAAAAUAGUUGCAAUACAAGAAACAAUGAUACAUCAGUAUUUUUUAGUA
Molecule: messenger RNA, 1453 nt
Organism: Ricinus communis (castor bean)
Lineage: Eukaryota; Viridiplantae; Streptophyta; Magnoliopsida; Malpighiales; Euphorbiaceae
Product: protein SRG1
Exons: 4
Coding region: 261-1355 (364 amino acids)
Source: RefSeq, a predicted model, not a curated record